Aspergillus neoniger CBS 115656 is the source of this 1071-nucleotide messenger RNA. RefSeq names its product S-adenosylmethionine:tRNA ribosyltransferase-isomerase. The transcript has a single exon. NCBI's taxonomy places the organism in Eukaryota, Fungi, Ascomycota, Eurotiomycetes, Eurotiales, Aspergillaceae. Gene Ontology annotation, molecular function: S-adenosylmethionine:tRNA ribosyltransferase-isomerase activity. The record is from RefSeq and is a predicted model, not a curated record. Gene Ontology annotation, biological process: tRNA queuosine(34) biosynthetic process; tRNA wobble guanine modification. Bases 1 to 1071 code for a protein of 356 amino acids.
AUGAAGACUGCCGAAUUCGAGUUCGACCUCGACUACAAGGUCAUGCCCCAUGACCCCGUCGAGCUCCGAGGUAAAACUCGCGAUAGCGGAAAGAUGAUUGUCUUGGAUCGUGAAAGCUCCAAGAUCGAUCAUGCCAUAUUCUCCAGCAUUGGAGACUACUUCCGCUCCGGAGACCUCCUGGUGCUGAACGACAGCUACAUGCUGUCAAACACCCUGUGGUUCGAGUACGGCAACAAAGAAACCCUCCAACUGACUGUCUACGGCCACGAGCCAGACGGCACCACCAUCGUGGAGCUCAAGAAGCCCGAAGUCACCUUCAAACGAGGGCAAACCCUCACCUCCCUGGACGAAGAGAAGCUCAAAUGCACUCUCCUUGACCAGCAGCCCGAUAAGCUGUGGAAGGUCCAGUUCAGUCCCGGUGACCUCCUCCUCCCAACUCUCGACCAAUACGGAGCCCGGCUCGACGAAAACAUCCAUUUGAACCCCACAUACUGGAAGGAAAAGCCCGAUUCUUACCGCUCUGUGUACGCUAAGAAGCCUGGCUCUUUGGAGAUCCCUUCCGCCGGACUGCACUUCUCUCAUGAGCUGCUCGCCGAAAUCUCCGCUAAGGGUGUGGAAAUCGCCUAUAUCACUCUGCAUGUAGGGGCGACUGAGAUCCUCUCUGUUCGACAUAUCAGUGUUGAGGAGAUCGAAAAGCACAAGGUGCGAUCGGAGUACUACGAGGUCAGUGAAAGGACCUCAGCACAGCUAAAUCGAGCACGGGGCGAAGGCCGUCGCGUUAUUGCUGUCGGCACGACUGUUAUGCGGACGCUGGAGACCAUUACCCGUGAGACCGGCCGCAAGGGUACCAUCAAGCCCCAGCAUGGAUGGACCGAUCUCUAUAUCUAUCCGGGAUUCGAGUUCAAUGCUGUUGAUGUGCUGCUUACCAAUUUGCAUCGCCCGCGGUCUAGUCAUAUUGUACUUACGGCUGCGUUCGCGGGAACGGAGUUUGUUAUGAGGAGCUAUAAGGAAAUUCAGAAGAAGGGCGAUUAUGAGUUUGAUAUGUUUGGAGACUGUAUGCUUAUUACUUAG